GGAUGCAGAGAGACUUGAAGAGUUUUAUACCAAGAACCAGCAGCUCAGAGAACAGCAAAAAGCACUUCAUGACACUAUCAAGGUUUUGGAAGACAGAUUAAGAGCGGGAUUAUGUGAUCGCUGUGCUGUAACCGAAGAACAUAUGAGAAAGAAGCAGCAAGAGUUUGAAAAUAUCCGGCAGCAGAAUCUGAAACUUAUCACCGAGCUUAUGAAUGAAAAGAACAACUUGCAGGAUGAAAAUAAAAAGAUAACAGAACAGUACCAGCAGUUACAGAAGGAGUUGGAGGAGCAAAAGCAACAAGUAGUGGAAGUAGAAGAAGGAGUCAUUCCAGGCUCUCCAGUCCUCACUUCUUCAUUUUCUGUGGUUAAUCGUAUGAGAAGGAAAAAAGAGAAUAGGCAUAUCCGAUACACAGAGCAUACACACACGGAUUUGGAACUUGCAGAAAGCAGCAGUGAGUUUGGAAAACUUCCGCUGUAUUCCACACAAGUCAACAGUCACCAUGGAGAAGAGAUACUAGUGACAGACACCUGUGAUCCACAACUGUCUCCUGUACCAAAUAAACCAAGGAUGGGAGGCUAUCCUGUUCCAAAGCCAUCUUUUAACUUGGCUGCAGUUGUGGCAGAAACAAUUGGACUUGCUGUUCAAGAGGAAUCUGAGUCCCAGAGUGUACUGAGCCCUCCCUGCACUAAUACUGCUAUGAGCCAGGCCCCAGAGAGCAUGCAGUCUGAAGACUCAAGAAGACAGCCAGCUUCUGAAUCAAGAAGUGAUGACAACAAUUUAGGUCUUUCAGAUCUGUCUCGGAACACUCCACCACAUGUUGACUGGGAUACUCGGGUAGCCUCUCCUGUUUUUGGAGCUUCUGGCGGUAUGACGAACAACUCAAGCACAGGUCAUGCCUCUUGUAUUUUAGAUUCAGGACUGAAGCCUAAUCUCAAAACCAACCUCUUCAACAAUCCUUCCAGUUUCCGAUCCCAUAAAAGUAGAUCAAAAUCUGAAGAUGUUGCUUUUGUUGCACCUCUGAAUCUUGGAACUGAAAUCAGCUCAGUUAUCAGUCAGGCCUCUAUCAAUAGGCAAAUGGUUGUGAAAAAUACUGAUGAGGCUAUAACCUGUGUUGGAAACACUUGUGCAUCUAAAAAUGAGGUGAUCAAGAGCGAUUUCCUUCUUGUACGCCAGAGGCAGCCAGAAAGCCGGUGUGCUAAGAGGAAGCACGCUGAAGGUGAGCAUGCAAUUAGCUGUGAAAAAACAUCCUUCAACAAAGAGAACUCUGUGCCCUUUCCAUCAGACGUUCAGCAUCUUAAUGGGGAGCAUACAGCUGAUAAGCCCUUGGAUCUGUCUGAUCGCUUCUCUGGAGUUCGUUGCCAAGACAAAAAACAAGGCAGUGAGGAGACCUGUAAAAAUAGACUGAAACAGGUGACUCUGCAUGACAUUUUUUCACAGCUAGGGAAGCCUGUUCCUGAAGGUUCAUCACCCAUUCAAAAUGCCAACAAUGAGAGCUGUUUGUUUGGCAGAGAUAUACAAGAGGAAUCCUAUGUAAGAGAGACAAUGCUGGGAAGGGCAUUCCCAGAUAAGAAAAACCAGAUCCAAACGAAAGAAGUUCCUACCUUCAAAAGUGCACCACUGCCAAGUUCUGCAGAGACAGAGCAACUUUUUGAUGAUGUGAAGGUUGCCAGUGGCCAUGUACCAAAUAGAAAGAAAACAAGGACAGGGCAUGGAGAGUCUGAACCAGCAUCUGUACUUCAACCAAACCCUUGUAGACUAUCAAAAAAUAAAGCACUGCAAAAUGAGCAAGACUUGAAAGAUAAACCUUCCUUAGAAAACCUCCAGUGGAGCAUAGACCCAGGAGCUGAGCUUUCACAGUACAAAAUGGACAUUACUGUGAUCGAUACGAAGGAUGACUCUCAGUCAGGAGUCAAAGAGGAAGUUGUGGAUAUGGACUACACAUAUGUCAGUGAAAAUGUGCUAUUAAAAAUGAAAAAUCAAGAGCAAAGCCAGGAAAGCAGUCCAAGAGGAGAAAAAAAAAAGCAUGAUACCUUCACAGAAAUGUUUGAUCGGACAACCCUCGGAGAAUAUGAAUCCUGCCUGCCAGAAGAUAGUCCUUCUGCCUGUGAUGAAAAAGAAACUCCUUAUGAUGAAGAGCAGGACAAGGGAAUAACAGCAGCAAGCAAGAGACUAAAGAAGCAUGACGAUAAACAAGAUAAAGCCAAGCAGAAAGCUUUUGUGGAGCCGUAUUUCAAAAGUGAUGAAAGAAAGAAUACUGUGCUAGAUUUUCCUCAUAUUGAGGUUAUUCGGAAAAAAGAAGAAAGAAGAAAAUUGCUUGGCCAUACUUGCAAGGAAUGUGAAAUAUAUUAUGCAGACAUUCCAGAAGAAGAGAGAGAGAAGAAACUGGCUGCCUGUUCAAGACACAGAUUUCGCUACAUUCCUCCAAAUACUCCUGAAAAUUUCUGGGAGGUUGGAUUUCCUUCCACCCAAACUUGUGUGGAAAGAGGAUAUAUUAAGGAGGAUCUUGCUCCCUGUCAACGGCCAAAAAGACGGCAGCCUUAUGCUGUAAUGUUUUCUCCAAAAGGCAAAGAGCAGAAGACAUAAAGGAUGGGGAAGUAAGGCACGCCAACUUGAAGAGUAUAUUUCCUGUCCUUAGGUAUUUAUAGUUAAUAUAAACUUGAAAUACAGAACUGUUUUUUCCACAAUGAUAGAUAAAUCAUCUCAUUAAAUAUGUAAAUUUUAUAAAAUUCAUUUGGAAAUCUGAUGUACCAGGAAACAAAACUAUUUAAUGUACGUUUGUUUCAUAUUGUGUUAAUACAUUUUGUAUUAAUUUUUGCACCU
Eurypyga helias (sunbittern) is the source of this 2821-nucleotide messenger RNA. RefSeq names its product retinoblastoma binding protein 8 (gene RBBP8). The transcript is spliced from 16 exons. Gene Ontology annotation, cellular component: site of double-strand break. Gene Ontology annotation, molecular function: single-stranded DNA binding; Y-form DNA binding; damaged DNA binding. The annotation marks the transcript as partial. NCBI's taxonomy places the organism in Eukaryota, Metazoa, Chordata, Aves, Eurypygiformes, Eurypygidae. The record is from RefSeq and is a predicted model, not a curated record. Gene Ontology annotation, biological process: double-strand break repair via homologous recombination; DNA double-strand break processing involved in repair via single-strand annealing.